This is a messenger RNA of Hippocampus comes (tiger tail seahorse), 6406 nucleotides long. Its product is annotated as mitogen-activated protein kinase kinase kinase kinase 4-like. The transcript is spliced from 31 exons. Gene Ontology annotation, biological process: protein phosphorylation. Gene Ontology annotation, molecular function: ATP binding; protein kinase activity. Gene Ontology annotation, cellular component: cytosol. Bases 247 to 4764 code for a protein of 1505 amino acids. The record is from RefSeq and is a predicted model, not a curated record. Lineage: Eukaryota; Metazoa; Chordata; Actinopteri; Syngnathiformes; Syngnathidae.
UACGUUGAAAUAUUGGUGGCGGAAGUCACUAACUCUGCUUCAGGGCAGCGGCUAGGGCGGCUAGAGAGCUAACCGGGAGUCCGCCGCUGCCACCUCAACAUGGAGUAGGAAGAGCUCAGCGUCCACUGCCGAUAAGCGGACCCUACAGAUAGGAAUACGCUACAUCCAUAACUCAUUAUACCCGCAAAUGAGACAUUCGUGGAGACGUUAGUAGCUGUUAAGGGAAUCACGGGGUUUAUAUGAAAGAUGGCGAACGACUCCCCAGCUAAAAGUCUUGUAGACAUCGACUUGGCUUCACUGCGGGACCCAGCCGGGAUAUUUGAAUUGGUGGAGGUGGUUGGAAAUGGCACCUACGGACAAGUAUACAAGGGACGACAUGUCAAGACUGGACAGCUGGCUGCCAUCAAGGUCAUGGAUGUCACAGAGGAUGAAGAGGAGGAAAUUAAACUGGAGAUUAAUAUGCUUAAGAAGUAUUCUCACCACAGAAACAUUGCCACCUACUAUGGCGCGUUUAUUAAAAAGAGUCCACCUGGACAUGACGAUCAGCUUUGGUUGGUGAUGGAGUUCUGUGGAGCUGGUUCCAUCACAGACCUAGUGAAGAACACCAAGGGGAACCAGCUCAAGGAAGAUUGGAUUGCCUACAUCUCCAGAGAAAUCCUCAGAGGUCUGGCUCACUUACAUGCCCACCACGUCAUCCACCGUGACAUCAAGGGCCAGAAUGUCCUGUUGACAGAAAAUGCUGAAGUCAAAUUAGUGGACUUUGGUGUAAGUGCCCAACUCGAUCGAACCGUGGGCAGGAGAAACACCUUCAUUGGUACUCCCUAUUGGAUGGCCCCUGAAGUCAUCGCCUGUGAUGAGAAUCCAGAUGCGACAUACGACUACCGAAGUGACCUGUGGUCUUGCGGCAUUACUGCAAUUGAGAUGGCUGAAGGAGCGCCACCGCUUUGUGACAUGCAUCCUAUGCGAGCACUCUUCCUGAUUCCAAGGAACCCGCCUCCAAGACUUAAAUCCAAAAAAUGGUCCAAAAAGUUUUUCAGCUUCAUUGAAAGCUGUCUGGUGAAGAACUACACGCAGCGACCCCCAACCGAACAGUUGCUCAAACAUCCCUUCAUUCGUGACCAACCCAAUGAGAGGCAGGUCCGAAUUCAGUUGAAAGAUCACAUCGAUCGCACGAAGAAGAAAAGGGGCGAGAAAGAUGAGACUGAGUAUGAGUACAGUGGCAGUGAGGAGGAAGAAGAGGAUCCAGCGGAGCAGGAGGGAGAACCAAGCUCCAUUGUUAAUGUGCCGGGUGAGUCAACGCUGCGCCGAGACUUCAUCCGCCUCCAGCAGGAGAACAAGGAGAGGUCGGAGGCGCUGCGCCGUCAGCAACUGCUGCAGGAGCAGCAGCUUCGUGAACAGGAGGAAUACAAGCGCCAACUACUGGCCGAGAGGCAGAAGCGUAUUGAGCAGCAGAAGGAGCAGAGGCGGCGCCUCGAGGAGCAACAAAGACGUGAACGCGAAAUGAGACGGCAACAGGAGCGUGAUCAGCGUCGGCGGGAGCAAGAGGAGAAGAGACGCGUUGAGGAAAUGGAUCGCAGGCGAAAAGAGGAGGAGGAACGCAGACGGGCUGAGGAUGAGAAAAGAAGGAAUGAUCGUGAGCAGGAGUACAUCCGGCGGCAGCUCGAGGAGGAGCAGAGACAUUUGGAGAUGCUACAGGAACAGCUACUGCGUGAACAGGCUAUGUUACUGGAGUUCAAGUGGCGCGAGUUGGAGGAGCAGCGCAAGGCUGAGCGGCUUCACAAGCGGCUGCAGCAGGAGCAGCUGCGGUCACUCCAGCAUGCAUCCCGGCAGCAGCUUGAUAAUAAGGCCAAACUCCCCUCAGACCUUAGCAAACCUCCGCCGAUGACAUCGCCCCCCGACAGAACCCUUACCCUGCCCCCACAAGCGGUGGUACUCAACAGUGCUGUUGCAACACUGAGAGGAACCUCUGAGAACUCUGGAACACCACCGGCAUUUCACCCUGACAGUGUUGAAGCUCAGGCAGCACUGUCAGAGAAAAGUGACCCUGAUGAGAACAUCAGCCAGAGUUUGGCCUCCUGUAGUCCCAUCUCCCCUCAGGCUGAACCUUCCAUUCACUCCGCACCUCCCCAAGGAGAAUAUACUGAGCCUGAUAGACCGCUCAAUCCUCCUCCUCAGCCUGUCAGAGAGGCUGAUGAACGAUACCGUAAAAACAUUCAGGGCUCUCCUCAGGCCGCCCCUCCUUCCAAGCAGCCUCCUCUUCCCCCUCGCUCUGCUGAACCCUUCUCAAACGGUAGCAGCUCGUCCGACGCCACUGCCAUGCACCGGCCCAUGGAGCCUCAGGUCCAGUGGUCCCACCUUGCUGCUCUAAAGAGCAGUAACAGCGCUGCCCCCUCUCCUCCUCCUCCGACCGUGGUCGCUCGCUCCCAGUCCUUCAGUGAGCCCGGUGCUGUUACUACUAGCUUUGCACAACUCCACCUGCGUUCCCAGGAUCCCCACUAUCAUCACCCAUUGCCUGCACGCACUGACCCCCAGCCCCAACCUCCCCUUCACCAUCCUCAGGUCCAGCCCGGUGACGAAGUGCCACCCAAGGUACCUGUGAGAACGACGUCCCGUUCACCGGUCCUCUCACGCCGGGAGUCUCCGCUGCCAUUGCAGCCUGGUGGCCAAAGGAACGCGGCUGGUAAUGUGGAGCAGCGCCCCCUGUGGGACCGCGUCGAGAAGCUGCAGCCUCGGCCUGGGAGCGGGAGUUCGUCUGGCUCCUCCAACUCCAGCUCCCAGGCCAGUCCUGGAGACCGCUUCAGGCCACGCUCAUCCUCCAAAUCUGAAGGAUCGCCUCUCCAGCGCCCUGAGAAUGUUCCCAAAAAAACUGAUGAAAAGAAUUUUGCCAGGCCUACUCGACCUGCUGACUUGACAGCCCUUGCUAAGGAACUUCGUGCAGUGGACGAUGUACGGCCUCCCCACAAGGUGACUGACUACUCGUCCUCAAGUGAAGAGUCCGGCACCACUGAUGAGGACGACGAUGAGGAAGUAGACCAGGAGGCGGGUGAAGAGUCUACCUCGGGGGCAGAGGACUCCCGUUCUGGAUCUUCUCACGGCUUCCACAGGAGGCUGAGCAAUGGUGAGACCGGAUCUGCCAAAACUAUGCUGGUUGAAGACUCUGAGAGCAAUCAGGCCACCACACCCUCGAAGGAUGGCACAUUGGUCAUCAGACAGAGCACCGCUGACAUUAAGCGGUUGGUCAGUCUCUCCUCCUCUUCCCCCGCCGGUUCCUCUCACGGCCAACACCAACCAUCCAUCCACAGCCUACAAGAGAAAAAUGGCUUCACUGGUUUCAUUCACCACUUACCAGACCUUAUCCAACAGAGCCAUCACUCCCCUUCCUCUUCCACAUCAAUGCUUUCCUCCUCCUCCUCAUCAUCAUCAUCAUCAUCACCACUUAGUCUGGCCAUGUCCCCACUGAAUCCCCUGGACAAGCUUGUUGCCAUCGAGAGCCAGUCCGAGAGUAAUUCCAUGUCCAAACAUAAGUCGUCGUCCUCCUUCACUCCCUUCAUCGAUCCUCGCUUGCUCCAGAUUUCCCCAUCAAGCGGAAGCUCACUCAACAACAUGGCUGGAUUUGGGCAGGACGUACGUCUAGCGGACCCACUGAGGUCUGACCCGUCUCGCAAAGGCUCGGUGGUCAAUGUCAACCCUGUCAACACACGCCCGCCAAGUGACACACCAGAGAUCCGCAAAUAUAAAAAGCGCUUCAACUCGGAGAUCCUGUGCGCAGCCCUUUGGGGGGUCAAUCUGCUGGUGGGGACCGAGAGCGGUCUGAUGCUGUUGGACCGCAGCGGUCAGGGUAAGGUCUACCCGCUGAUCAACCGGCGACGUAUCCAACAGAUGGAUGUCCUUGAGGGUCUCAACGUUCUGGUUACCAUUUCAGGCAAAAAGAACAAGCUGCGAGUGUAUUACCUGUCCUGGCUGCGGAACAAGAUUCUGCAUAAUGACCCAGAGGUGGAGAAGAAGCAAGGUUGGGUUAAUGUGGGUGACCUGGAAGGCUGUGUCCACUACAAAGUCGUGAAAUACGAGAGGAUUAAAUUCUUGGUGCUGGCCUUAAAGAACUCGGUGGAGGUUUACGCUUGGGCGCCGAAACCGUACCACAAGUUCAUGGCCUUCAAGUCAUUUGGUGACUUGGUGCACAAGCCUCUGCUGGUGGACCUGACCGUAGAGGAAGGUCAGAGGUUAAAGGUCAUCUAUGGCUCCUGCUCAGGCUUCCAUGCUGUGGAUGUGGACUCGGGCGCAGUCUACGACAUCUACCUACCCACUCACAUCCAGACCAGCAUUCAGUGCCACGCCAUUAUCAUCCUGCCCAACACCGAUGGAAUAGAGCUGCUCGUCUGCUACGAGGACGAGGGCGUCUACGUUAACACGUACGGGCGCAUCACCAAGGACGUGGUGCUGCAGUGGGGGGAAAUGCCGACUUCAGUGGCCUACAUUAGGUCGAACCAGAUCAUGGGCUGGGGUGAAAAGGCCAUCGAGAUCCGCUCAGUGGAAACCGGCCACCUGGAUGGCGUCUUUAUGCACAAGCGAGCCCAGAGACUCAAGUUCCUCUGUGAGAGGAAUGACAAGGUGCGUCCCGUGUCAAUUGGAAUUCCGCCGUGCCUCGGCAGAGGAAUCCAUAUUGCGGCCUUUGUCCCGCAGGUCUUCUUUGCUUCCGUGCGGGCUGGAGGUGCCAGCCAGGUGUACUUCAUGACCUUGGGACGCACUUCCCUCAUGAGCUGGUAGUCGACAUGCCAGGACAGCGACGCGGCGACCAACAAAUGACUACUGUGACGAUGAAGAUGCUUGUGCUCUCAUACACGUCUUGUCGUCAUGAAUAGCCAGCGGUGAGCGGGGUGUUACGUUUUUUUUUUUUUUUGGGCCAAGUGUGGGUGGCGGUGUGUGUGCGUGCUAGUUAAACGAUAUUCCGACCGAAUUUCCCUUGAGUCUCCUACCCUCAACUUUAAUGGAAUCCAUCUUUCUGUACCUUGCAUCCUGUGUGUGUGCGCAAGGUCAGUGCAGGACAACACUGAGCAUGUCCACGACUGGGGAGCAACCGUACGCACACACGCGCACACACGCCACUGGUUUGUUGCCGAUUUAGUUCAUGUGACACAAGCUCCUCCUCCCUCCUCCUUCUCCUCCUCCCACUCAGUGGCUCACCAAACACUCGUAUGCCUUCUUGAAUAUACUUUGAAGGACCUUGGUGAUAGUGACAGGGUACAGGAUUAUCAGCUCCGAGAGUUUCCAAGCAUGCCCCCAAGCAAAUUGCAUUGGUCCAAAGUUGCUCAGUCAGCCCAAUAGUUCAGUCUUCUCACACACUCACACACUGUCUAGUUUUAUUUGAUUGCCGCACGUGAAUAGAGGGAGAUAAGAUCCAUCAUCAUCGCAAGGAAGGAGACCCACGUUUCUAUGAACCAAUACGUGGGUUGUUCGGGACGAGGCGUAAACUGUGAAUUAGAUUGACAGAGUCAGCCGUUGAUUUACAAGUGACCGCAAUAGAACAAAGCUUGUGUGCGUGAGAUCUGACAGGAUGUGAGUGCCACUGUAGCUCAUAUGAUUUCCGGUUGCCUUAAGUAACGUCUCUACUCAAAAACAACUGCUGAAAAUCCUUUGCCGGUUCUAUGAAGCAAAACAAAACAAAAGUUGAAGGAAGGCUUUAGUCAGAACCAGUGACCGGAGACAUCAUGGACCUUGUUUGAAUAUUUUUGAGCGUAGUCUUUUUUCUUUAUUUCCCCACUCCCAUGUUAUAAAAUAUGACACCGCUGCUGUCAUUUAUCACUUCACGUCACAUUUUGCAGCUGUUGAUGUACAAAAAAGAUCAACAUCCAGUUCCAUCUCGCCCACCUAAACUUCAGCCCAUCUGUGAAAAUAGGAGGCCAGAAUUGCAGCAGUGUCGCAAAGAAAUGUUACAAAGAUGGCACAAAAGUGGCAUAUUUUUUAACCUGGGCUUACUUUUUAGUCUUUAUCAUGAGAUCCUUUCAGAUAACUAUGCGACUGCUGUGUUUUUUUUUAAUAGUAAUGCACACAUUAUGUGGAAAAUGUUUACAGAAGUCAUUGUUUUGUCAAACCAAUGUGGAUCAAUAUUAAUAUUUAUGGAUAAUUUGCUGGCAGUUGUACUGUUUUUUGUAUUUUGUAUUCCUUUUUGUACUAUCAUUUAGAAUUUCAUGUACAGGAUAAAUGAAACUGCUCACAUGAUGAAUGACAAAUUCAGACUUCACUGAUUCUUCCGCAUCCUGCUCAGUGUCCCUCUGGGCAGUGUGGAUUAAUCCCCCCUCCCCCCACUUCUUUCAUUUGCCUCUAUAAUUUAUGUCCUUUGUCUGUACUAUGGGAAUCACUGUUACUUCCCGAAGGUCCUUUCCAUUGAAUAAACUGAAAUUUACAUUGA